AUGCAAGAUAAUGAGGACAUGGAGUACCACAGCUCUAUCGACCAAUUGGAGUCGCAUCAGAUUGGAGACGAUGAGGACGAUGGCCAGACAUGGACGGCGCCGGAUAGUGGAGCUGCGUCAAUCAUCAUUACUUCCGAAGGCUGGGAGGCCACAGAGCGGCCAGGGGCCAGCUCAGACGUGUGA
Fulvia fulva is the source of this 183-nucleotide messenger RNA. RefSeq lists its product as uncharacterized. Lineage: Eukaryota; Fungi; Ascomycota; Dothideomycetes; Mycosphaerellales; Mycosphaerellaceae. The transcript is spliced from 2 exons. Bases 1 to 183 code for a protein of 60 amino acids. The record is from RefSeq and is a predicted model, not a curated record.